This is a messenger RNA of Engraulis encrasicolus (European anchovy), 1983 nucleotides long. It is a transcript of the gene hnrnpa3, whose product is annotated as heterogeneous nuclear ribonucleoprotein A3. NCBI's taxonomy places the organism in Eukaryota, Metazoa, Chordata, Actinopteri, Clupeiformes, Engraulidae. Gene Ontology annotation, molecular function: mRNA 3'-UTR binding. Gene Ontology annotation, cellular component: catalytic step 2 spliceosome. The transcript has 11 exons. The record is from RefSeq and is a predicted model, not a curated record. Bases 89 to 1159 code for a protein of 356 amino acids. Gene Ontology annotation, biological process: mRNA splicing, via spliceosome.
UAGCAGCCUGAAUAGAAUCAUCCCCCCACCCACCACUGUAUUUUUCCUUCAUAGGGGCGUACUGUACAGGAUUUUCAGAGGUGGAGAUAUGGAGGGACGUGAGAACAAGGAGCCUGAGCAGCUCAGGAAGUUGUUCAUUGGAGGCCUGAGUUUCGAAACGACAGAGGACAGCCUGCGAGCCCAUUUCGAGCAAUGGGGGAAGCUGACAGAUUGUGUGGUUAUGCGGGACCCAGCCAACAAGCGCUCCAGAGGUUUCGGCUUUGUGACAUACGCCUGCGUAGGAGAGGUUGACGCUGCCAUGAACGCCAGACCUCACAAGGUGGACGGCCGCGUCGUAGAGCCCAAAAGGGCUGUGUCCAGAGAGGAUUCGUCAAAGCCAGGCGCUCACCUGACCGUGAAGAAGAUAUUUGUCGGCGGCAUCAAAGAGGACACAGAGGAGUACCACAUAAGGGAAUACUUCGAGCGCUACGGCAAGAUCGAAAGUAUAGAUGUUAUGGAGGACCGCCCCACCGGCAAGAAGAGAGGAUUCUGUUUCGUUACGUUUGAUGACCAUGACACUGUGGAUAAAAUUGUUGCCCAAAAAUACCACACAAUAAACAGCCACAACUGCGAGGUCCGAAAAGCUCUUCCAAAACAGGAAAUGCAAGCAGCCAACAACCAGAGGAACAGGGGAGGUGGUGGUGGUGGAAAUUUCAUGGGCCGUGGAGGGAACUUUGGCAGUGGGAACUUUGGCCGCGGAGGAGGAGGCGGAGGAGGAGGAGGUGGAUAUGGAGGUGGCCGAGGAGGAUACGGAGGUGAUGGCUACAACGGCUUUGGAGGAGAUGGUCCCAACUACGGCGGUGGCCCAGGCUAUGGCGGUGGCCGAGGAGGCUAUGGUGGUGGUGGCGGAGGUGGACCAGGCUAUGGGAACCAUGGAGGAGGAGGUUUUGGAGGAUAUGACAACUACAAUGAUGGAGGAAACUUUGGAGGAAACUUUGGAGGUGGUGGAGGUGGAAACUACAAUGACUUUGGCAACUAUGGGGGCCAGCAGUCCAGCUACGGACCUAUGAGGGGCAAUAACUUUGGAAGGAACUCAGGCGGACCCUAUGGUGGUGGCUAUGGAGGCUCAGGUGGUGGUGGUGGAGGCGGUGGUGGCGGCUAUGGCUCUCGGCGGUAUUAAUUCUCGCUAGCCAAUGGCUUCAGUUCUUAAGCAGGGGAGGAGGUGUGAGGAGAGCCAGAGGAGUUGUCAGGAAAGCUGCAGGUUACGUUGAGGCAGUCCAGUCCAGUCCAGUCGUCUGAGCGCAGUAGAAGGACUCGACAGGAGCCAGGAUCCAUAGUCAGAAAAGAAACAAAGUUACCGUACUGCAGCUUUAAUUUGGAGACCCUUUUUUGACACGACCCGUGCACCCUAGCUACAAGUGCAAGAGUGUAGCUAGUGACAACAGAAACAGAGUCUACAUUCCUUUCAUCUUCUUUGACACUAGAUUCCCCCCACCCAACACAACACGGAAUGAAUAUCUUUUUUUCCUUUGUGCACCUGAUAAAAUUCCCCCAUGUGAAAUGUGCUAGUGGUUUUAAAAGGAAUUUCAAAACGUCAGAAAAAAAAGAUUUUGAAAAAGUAUUUUGAGUAAUUGUGCCGACGGUUUUUUGAAUUGGUGUCAUAUAUGUUUGUAGUAGACAAAACCAUUCUGUGGCCUUUCCUUUGUUAUUUAAUUACCGAUGAAUAGACUAGAAAGUGUGAGUUUUAAACCCUAUUUUAUUAUUAUUUUAAAGACUUUGUUUUAAGUUGUAACCACUGGUGAUUUUUGCUUGUCAGUGUCAAGUGUAUUUUUGUAUUAUUAAGUGUUGUCUAUCUGGUUGUAUGAAGAGCUAGUGUAUGCAGUUUAGACAUCCAAUAACUGGAGGGCAUGUGUUUUUACACAACUUGUACAAACAGAAUUCUAGAUUGUUAACAUAUUUUGGAAAGUGGAACAUCAGAUAAAAAUAAAGUUGUGUAGUAAAUUC